Messenger RNA from Guyanagaster necrorhizus, 4212 nucleotides. RefSeq lists its product as uncharacterized. NCBI's taxonomy places the organism in Eukaryota, Fungi, Basidiomycota, Agaricomycetes, Agaricales, Physalacriaceae. Gene Ontology annotation, molecular function: protein binding. The transcript has 14 exons. The record is from RefSeq and is a predicted model, not a curated record. The coding region runs from base 1 to 4212 and encodes 1403 amino acids.
AUGGCGACGACGCAGCCAUCCGUGCUCGUCCUGGCUCUCCUGCAAGAGCGUAUACUGUAUCCAAACUUUUCCCAGCUGAUGGAAUCCAUGGCUCGCCUGCGUGCGACAGUCACCCAGGUCGAAACAAAAGGAGACUUUGCGAGAAGACUGAGGCUUUCGCCACCGACCAUCGUUUAUACGAAGGAAGGCGGAAUCACCAUCUGCUGCUGCAACUUCAGCAACCACAUCAACAAUGCGACGGCGAGGUCGUUUUUCACUGCUUGGGGGGCUGCCGUGGGAUCUAGGCUCGUCUCCGAAAUUGAUUUCAUCUCUGGCUAUAGAAUGGGUCGCGCUGGAGACCGACGUGGGAAUGCUCCGAUGCCAGCCGUCGACGUCGUCCAGAACCCCCGCACUCACGAUCCUCUGCGCCCUCGAGAAGACGAAGUGGAAGCGAGAGCUGUCAGGCGAGCCGAGACGUCCAAGCAAAAGUCGAAACAGGCGGCAGCAUUCAAGGAGCAGGCAUCGUAUCUAAAACUUCGUAUGUAUCAACAGGCAGAGGAAUGCUGUGAUGAAGCUCUCAAGUACGACCCCAAAUCCGUAAAAGCUCGAUAUCGCCGAGGCGUCGCUCGUCAUGAUAUGUUCGCAUUCAAGUUGGGCCAUGGACGAGCUUGCGCGAAGCUUGUGCCCCGCGGUAUUCCAGACCAGUUUGUAGAGCAGGGAUGCGAUCCGCAGUAUCUCAAUGACGAUGACGAUGACUCUUUCUUUGAUCCACCUCUGGACUUUUCCGGAAAGACUCUGCAAUCGGAUUCUGAUACGAGUUCCCGGUGCACGUUUAGUCCCGAAGAACAUUCGACGAGAGACGAGCUUGGCCGCAACGUUCUGAGCAUGCGGAUGCUUGCACUUCUGGCAGUCCACUGCGCGUACGCUCAUUCGAAGGAGUAUCUGCCGGAGAAAGGGUGGUGGAGCGACGAGGGCAUGGAUGAUCAUAUGAAGGGGGUCUCAUGCGGAAUAUCAGCAGGAUUAGGAACGUGUCAUACGGAGAACAGCAUGAAUUCGACCGCAGGGUUGAGAUGGGACUGCCGCCCCAGGGAUAUGGUGGCGACGCCGAUUCGGAUGACUAGGAUGACGCUCUUUAGGCUUUCGUCAUCACGGCUCUCUACUGAUACCAUUCGUGGAAUGACGACCGGCUGCAAGUUCUGUCAAAUACUUUUACUUCCUCCCACUGGCAUUUUCUCAGUUCUCGCCACCACUGAUACCUCUUUUUUCGUCUAUAUAAUAUGGCCUACAGCUCUCGCCGUGACUAUAGAGGAUAAAUUGGAGAAGCUGGGUGUAGAGCGCGUGUCGGGGAGCAAUGCACCUCAUGCCCGUGCAGCAUCAAUAUCUUCGCCCGCAGACCCUGCCCUUCUGCUCUUCAAGCUCAACAAACUCCAGCAAUCCCAAAAUGCGUCAUCCAAUAAUUCUAUGGUCCCUUCUCCUCAACUAUCUUUUGGCAUGUCACCAUCACCACAUCAACAGGGACCAAGAUUUAUGAUGAAUAGACACGGUCACAGCAUGUCAUUGGCGCAGCCACCCACACAAUCUCUAUACCCUUACAACAACGGACCUCUUGUCGCGCUGAAUCCGUUCGGCCAUGAUGCCGUUUUAGGUUCUGAUCAGAUACCCUCGCGUUCGCCUCAUGUUUCCCUCGGCUCUUCUGGCAUCGGCGAAAUCCACGCUCCUCAAGGACGUGUCCCUGUUGCACUUCCAUCUUUGGCUCCACCAGCUCUGUCCACUAGUCGCCCCGACAGUAGGCCAGAUUUCAAUGGAGGGUUUGGCCUUGAUAUUCUUGAAGAAGAGGAGGAAGUCGUAGAAGGCGAGAACAUGACCCAGACCGACUCCGAUGAAGAAGCCUUUGAUCAAGAAGUUGAUGACGACGAGGACCGGGGAACGGAGGACGCUGGUCUGACAACGGCUUCGCAGGGCCAACGCCAUUCAAGACACACAUCGAAAUUAUCGGCUGCGCUCUCGCUCAGGUCGUUUGGCGUGUUUAACGUCGAUGGAACAAACGAAAGGACCGAUUUGGAGCCAGUAGCUGAUGGAAACAUCAGCGUGGAGGAGAAGCAUGAUUUGGACGGGGUCGGAGGACAAAGGGCGCGGCAGCAACGUCUAGAACGCGGGAUACGGCGCCGGGCGUUACAGCAAGAUGCUGAACAGCCGAGACGCAUACCUAACUUUCCUCGUCCGCCGGAAAACACCAUGGUAAUGUCCGUACCCGGAGAGGCUGAUAUUAUAUCGAAUCCUAGUGAGGAAGAACAAUUGCAAGACCACGAAGGUUAUCUUAGCGUGCACAAUUAUUACGAACGUCCUCCAAAUAUGAGUGGGCGAUCGUCUCGACCUCUUCCUCCCCCUCCCCACUCUCGUUCACCUUCUGGACAGCAUUCUAUCCAUGACCCAGCCCAAGCUCAUUCGCACCAUUCGUCAGAUGUUAACUUUGGAUUCCCUGAACCCAAGCCGGCCGUUCCUCGUCUUAAUCCUAACGCUAAACCCGACCCUUUCACUGGCUCCGGCGACCACACACACUCACGUUUUCCGUCCUUCGGCAAACUUCUCAAUGCCAGUGCUCAGGAAUUCAAGCCAAGCACAUUCACAUCCAAGGCCGUAGGUCCUGCUUUCCCCCUUGCUGAUCCUUUCCGGCCGCUCCCUGUUCCCCCUGUUAGUGAGUCAUCACCGUUUCGGGUCCAAGGUUGCGAAAAAUGUAGACGCCAUGGAUCAAACGAGUCUAUGGAAGAGGGAGAUAGUAUGGCGUCGUUCAAUUUCCCUCUACCCGCAGAUUCUCCUGUGGACUUGUGUCAGAUACCAUUGCCACGUCCUGACAGAUCCGGACAUUCCUCCCUCAACCCGUCUGUGGAGCCGUUCACGUUUGCUGGCUUUUCGGCUGUUGCGACUUUACCACCUAUACCCCCUGCCGACCCCGUCGAGGAAACUUUUGAAGACGAGAGUACUGCACGCGCCGAGUACGGUGAUUCCCAAACGGAUGCAUUCGUCCUGCCUUCGAGUUCAAAGGCGAAGCGGGCACCUAUACCGCUGGACUUCAGGCACACUGUAUCGAAUAACACCGUUUCGACGGGUUUGUUUAAAGCCCUAGUCAACAACGGUGGGGAUGAACGCACUCGCCGAACUGUGCGGUCUGUUCCUGCCAUCUCUCACAAAGUAUCCCGAAGCAGACUGGUCACUGAUCCUGGUCAAAGGCCAGUCUCUCCUGCUGAAGAUGUAUUUGGUUCCACGCGUCAUUCCCGACGACGGUCGUCGUUUCCUGAUGCUCUUCAUCCUUUCCCUUCAGGAUCAUCCAUUUCAGAGACCUCGGUCAUCCACAAGGACCUGACAAGCCGGUUCGAGCUGCAUAAAAUCGAAGAUCUGCUCGAUGAAAAAAUUGCGGUCCUUCGUCAUGACAGAGGAGGAUCUACACUGAACCGCAACACAGAGGCCACGAUUAACGAGGUUCUUUCGCUGUUCAGGACUCAGCUCCGUGAUUCCGCCACGCGUAGUUUGGAAGAUACCCAGCUGGAUGCGCGGGGUGAAUUGGAUUUCCAAUUGAUAAAGGACGUUAUCGAACAGGCCCAUGCUGAAACGCUUGUUCAUCUCAAGCAGGAGCUUAGCAGUAUAUCCCAGACCUUUGAUAAAGGACGUCCUAUCUUGAAUCCAGGCGUUCCGGACGUGACUCUGGAGCAAUAUGGCACCCGCACGAUUCAGGCAAUCAAUGAAGCGAUAUCUGAAAUGUCGGUCCGCUUGGAAUCUAUUGGACGCGCAGCCCCAGCGAGGGAGCGAGAUGCCAUUGUGGACGCUGUAGUAUCCGCCUUAUUUCCUGUUCUCAGCUCUAUCCGUUCGGAUUCGGUGGAUUAUGAUUAUCUGUCCGAGAAGCUCUCUCACGCAGUUAAACCCAACAUAUCCCAGCUAAUUGAUCUUGCAUCAGAUAAACGCGAGACGGUCGGCCCCAUUGUUAAGCAGUUAAUCCCUCUUUUGCCCAACCUGCAGGAGCCUAGCCCUGCUGUUGACACCGACGCCAUCAGCCUUCAGCUUACAUCUGCUGUCACCCGUGCCAUCGCUCCAAUAGAUGCUUUCGAAAUCAAGGAACAGGUUGCAGACCUCGUUGUCGAACGUCUUGACGUUCGCCUCGCCAACCGAGACAAGACGUUCACUGUAGAUGGGAUCGCGAGUCGCGUAACCGAUAGGUUUGUAGGGCGUUGGAGAAGGUAG